GUUAUACAAAUCCCAGUUGUUUCACGCACAACCGGGAUGUCCGAAGAGUCGGCUUUGAGUGCCAUACUCGAAGAAAUUCUCCAGGCGCACAUAUCAUCAUCAAAUGACCCAUCUUACGAGAGUGCUAAAGCAAAACUUGCACAAGAACGCAGAUGUCUGGGCCGCAAUUCACGCAUGGUAAAGGUCCUCAGUUAUGAAAAGCUCGUUUUAGUCCUAGCGCUCGUGCUUCUCCCCCUUGGUCGUCACUUUCGUGAGCGGCGGGAGUUUUCUGUCGUUUGGCUGGAGAAAUCUAUUGGUACGGUGAUGGGGACUGUGGACACCACCCUGGAACAGGCUACUGCUGAUGGUCCUGAGGGCGCUGAAGCUCAGAAACAAAUUGCCCUGUGGAAAACUCAGAUCACUAACUCACAGGGCGCAUCAGACAUUGCAGUUUUCAAUGAUGUGUUUUAUAAUAUCAGCAAUCAUGCUAAGGAUGCAUUUGCGCACAUUCACACUGACAUAGGUGAGAAGACUGGCGCAUACUUGGAUGCUUUGAAUGACUACCGCUUCAAUAUCGUAAAAUUCUUGCGAGCAAAAUGGUUGGAAGGGAGCAGCGACACUAUCGAGGCCGAUGACAUCAUGCGACGAUAUGACAGAAUAACAGCUCGUAUUGCCGUGUGGUUGUCACCUCAGGAUAUUACAGGCAAUAUACCUAUUCCCCUGUUGUCUGCUUGGUUGCUGGAUUAUGCAUGGUCAUCGCUCAAUGCUGUGAAGGAAGGUUUCAUUGAAAUCUGCAGGUGGUUUGAGCCCCUUCUCGACUAUUACCCUUUUGUUCGCGCCAAGAGUCACGAUAUGGACGAUAAUAGUGAAGUUAUGGUGUACAAUGUGGUAAACCAUGUAGUAAGGAUCUAUGCACCAGACGCAGAUUUGCAGCUAUGUCAUUUCUUAUGGGAGCAUCGAAACACUCUAAUCUUCCACCUUCACAACACGAUGUCAACAAUCAGCGAGAAGGAGAUUCAACAGGACCGUCCAAAAGACAUUAUGCAGAUCGAUAAUGCUUUUGACAAACUUCCAGGAGAUGAGAAACAAGCGUUCAAGCAGCUCGUUGCAUCAGUGAAGAAUGUUUCAAAAGGGGGCUUACACUGUAUCCGGGGCAGUGGUGCCUAUGCCAUGCGCGUCACGAAAUGGGACUGGCGGAACAAAACACUGAAGAACUCGAAGCGUGAUAUCGAACCCUUGGUCAAGGCAGUAUUUCUUGAAUUACGCAAAGCAAGGGGGUACAGAACCGUAAUCUUGGCGGAUUCCGUCGUCGCUGGCCUCAGAAAGCAACUCGAAGAUGUUCUCGUUUCAAUGAUGAAACCGAACUUUCAUAUUCGACUUGGUGGCAAAUUUGCGACGAGCGAAACAUGGCAGUGGUGGGAUGGCAUAGAGAUUCCCAAGGAUACCACUCCCAUUACGUCGAAGCUACAACAGAUUCAGCUAGAGCAGCGGGAUCAGGAUGCGAUAACAGACCUCGUCACAUAUGUCGAACAUAUGGCUUGUGCUCAGGGAACAACUGCAAAGGACAGCCCGUUGAAUUCGGAGGUUGCCAAGGCGUUGGACACCCUUGUACAUGCUCUCAAGUCCAGCAGUACUCAUCUCCAUAACUCCAGCAUGGCGGCGGAUCCAGAUUUGUCUCGCGACAUCAGGGCGGCCGUUCAUCUCAAGAUUCCCAGAACAAAGGACCAUGUUGACGCAAAAACUACUCUAGAGUCCCAGAUUUCCGGUCCUUCUUCAAAACGUCAGCGAACAUUUACUGUCUCUGGAUCGCCUACCGCAAUGAAGAAAAGGGCCCACAGCUCUCCCGCUCGAAACUCUGCCAUUUCUGAUGACGAGGAUAUCAUCGGUUGACUUCUGUAUUGUGUUUGAUUCCUCCUGCGUAUUCGCUGUUUUGUCAGGGUUUCUCUGCAUGUUCUUGUAUAACUCACCGCUGUACCUAAUCACGCAUCAUACCUCACAGUUUCUUUAUUUUCCUGAUCAUGCAGAAUUGCGGCGAGUCUGAUCCCGCCCCUUUGAGAUCAAAGAGAGAACGGCAGCAGUACUUGUUACUUACCUGAAGUCUAUGCAGUAUAUGAACGGAACUUGAAAUUGAAAUUUGAUGCAUUAUGUGAAG
This is a messenger RNA of Suillus subaureus, 2131 nucleotides long. RefSeq lists its product as uncharacterized. The record is from RefSeq and is a predicted model, not a curated record. The transcript has 7 exons. Bases 37 to 1869 code for a protein of 610 amino acids. Lineage: Eukaryota; Fungi; Basidiomycota; Agaricomycetes; Boletales; Suillaceae.